UCCCGAUCCUCAAAACUCGAAUUGAGUCGCGAACAGCGAAUGCGGCUGAAAGUGACGCAGACGGAUGCGAGCGGAGUAAGUGCAGGACGGUCGCUCGAGGAGCUCGACAGCGGCCACGUGAUCCUCGGCGAGGUCUUGGGCUCCGGCAGCUGCGCGGUGAUCUUCCCAGUGGAGGUGGUCGACAAGCCCUGGCUGGAGCCCAUCUCCCGGCGGACGCAGCUGGUGGCCAAGGUCUGCAAGCGAGGCAGAGUGCCUCGGAUCAUCAGAUUCUCCGGGGCCGGGGAAGGCGAUGCGAGCGCGACCAACUCGGAAGCGCGGAUUCUGCGAGCGGUGCCCGAUCACAUCAACAUCGUUGGAUAUCACGGCACCUUCCUUACCUCCGGAGAGAACCAGGCGCUUCUGGCGGUGCUUGGCAAGUUUGGGCUGGCGAAGCGCCCCCGGCCAGAGGCCGCCGGAAGUGCACAGGAAGAGAAGGGGGAGGUUGUCUCGCACAAGCCCUGCAUAACACCGCAGAGCAUGCUGACUGAAGCUCCAAGCAACGAGCCGCUGCUUCAUUACUUCACACUGUUGGAGAGAUGCAACCUCAGCCUGCGGGACCUGAUCCAGUUCAAGGCUCUCACAGAGCCCGAGUUGGCCUUUGCCAUGACCAACAUCCUGCGGGGUCUGGCGCAUAUCCACAGGCACGGCGUGCUGCACCGCGAUGUUACCGACGGUAACAUGCUGGUGGCGGACGCCGGGCGCCGGGUGGUUCUCUGCGACUUCGACCUCUCGAUCCAAACAGAAGGCGCCGAGGUGGCUUGGGCCUGCGGCACUCCAGGCUUCACGGCUCCAGAGGUUCUCCUCCGCCAAAGAGGCUCUGCCAAGAGCGACGUCUUCGGCGCCGGGGUGGUGGCGUUCCUGAGCGCCUGUGGCACCCACGCCUUCUUGAGGGAUACCAUGCAGGCGACGACCAAUGCCACCGUCAGCGAGGAGCCGGACUUUUGGGGCGGGCGUUUGCUGAUGCGGGAGGAAAGCUGCUUUAUGUUCAUCAAGAGCCUCCUGCAGAAAGAGGCGGAGGCUCGGCCAUCGGCCAAGCAGGCCAUGUGCGACGCGUGGCUCUUGGACCUCUGCGCCGAGGAGGACCUCUGCGCCGCGGUGGUCAGGUACCAUGCCUCACAGGAGGAGAUCAAACACGAGGCCGCGCCCAGCUUCCUUCGCCGCUGGGCCGCGGCCUUUCCGAAACCCAAGAAGGACGCGAAGUACGCCAGCCGUUGGGAUGCCGAGGACACGCGGAAGGCGCGGAUGUUCGGAUUUCCGUGGAGGCGGGUGCCCCGGUUCUCCAAGGUUCUGCCACAAUGAUCACGGUCGCGAACGACCGUCACUGACCCCAAACAGGUACCGCUGUUCCGUACGUGCGGAAUGCUCAAGGCAAUUCCGGCAGUGGACAAGUAUAUAGGCGAGGGCCGCACCAAAUGCGGAGAGGCCUCCGGCCGGCACCGCAGGAACAGGCAUGGCGCGAAUCCGGACAUCUGGAGCUGGC
Messenger RNA from Effrenium voratum, 1519 nucleotides. The record is from the annotation of a GenBank genome assembly. Lineage: Eukaryota; Dinophyceae; Suessiales; Symbiodiniaceae.